CAAGCGAACAUUAGUGUAAGAAGCAAACAAGGUGAUAGGUCGUGAAGGAGAAGGAGAAGAGUUGGGAAUAUGGCAAUGUCUGCAACAUCUGCUGCUGCAGUUCUCAACGGCUUGAGCUCACCCUUCCUUUCAGGUGGCAAGAAGAGCCAGAGCUUGCUGUCGUCGACUUGGGGCAUCAGAGCCAGAGUUGGUUCUGCCUCUGCACCCCGUAAGCUAGUCCUUGCCGCUGCAGCUGUCAAGAAGUCUUGGAUUCCAGCCGUUAAAGGAGGCGACAACCUCAUUGAUCCUGAGUGGCUCGAUGGCUCGCUGCCAGGAGAUUACGGGUUUGAUCCAUUGGGACUAGGCAAGGAUCCAACCUUCCUCAAGUGGUACAGAGAAGCUGAGCUUAUCCAUGGUCGGUGGGCAAUGGCAGCUGUAGUUGGGAUCUUCGUUGGCCAGUCCUGGAGUGGCAUUCCAUGGUUCGAAGCUGGUGCCGACCCAGGUGCAAUUGCACCCUUCUCCUUUGGCUCCCUGUUGGGCACCCAACUCCUGCUCAUGGGAUGGGUGGAAAGCAAGAGGUGGGUCGACUUCUUCAACCCAGAGUCCCAGUCAGUUGAGUGGGCAACACCAUGGUCCAGAACUGCCGAGAAUUUUGCAAACGCCACAGGUGAUCAAGGCUACCCAGGUGGCAAAUUCUUUGACCCAUUGUCAUUUGCUGGCAAUAUUAAGGAUGGUGUAUACAUCCCUGAUGUGGAGAAGCUGGAAAGAUUGAAGGUGGCAGAGAUUAAGCACGCCCGGAUUGCUAUGCUAGCCAUGCUCAUUUUCUACUUUGAGGCUGGUCAAGGGAAGACACCCCUUGGAGCCCUCGGCUUCUAAACUUCUUUACUGUAACCUUUUUUUUUUUUGUAAAUUUAAGCUAUUAUUGAAGAGGCAAGAAACCACAUUUACAUGAAUCGCA
Messenger RNA from Nelumbo nucifera (sacred lotus), 937 nucleotides. Its product is annotated as chlorophyll a-b binding protein CP24 10A, chloroplastic-like. Gene Ontology annotation, cellular component: membrane. Gene Ontology annotation, biological process: photosynthesis, light harvesting. The record is from RefSeq and is a predicted model, not a curated record. NCBI's taxonomy places the organism in Eukaryota, Viridiplantae, Streptophyta, Magnoliopsida, Proteales, Nelumbonaceae.